This is a messenger RNA of Branchiostoma floridae (Florida lancelet), 1903 nucleotides long. Its product is annotated as peroxisomal membrane protein PEX13-like. Gene Ontology annotation, cellular component: peroxisomal membrane; peroxisomal importomer complex; peroxisome. The transcript has 4 exons. Gene Ontology annotation, molecular function: protein binding. NCBI's taxonomy places the organism in Eukaryota, Metazoa, Chordata, Leptocardii, Amphioxiformes, Branchiostomatidae. Gene Ontology annotation, biological process: protein import into peroxisome matrix, docking. The record is from RefSeq and is a predicted model, not a curated record. Bases 154 to 1551 code for a protein of 465 amino acids.
AAUCCCACAUCUAGCUUAUUUAGACAGUGUCAGCAAGGUCUCCAAAGACGUUAACUUUAUGUUAGAUUCUGUACUAUCGACACAAACGACCAAUUUGCAACCCUGCCCAGGAUAAAUGGUUUAUCCCGCUUAAAGUACAGUACUGGAAGCAAAAUGGCUGCUCCACUGAAACCUUGGGAGAGAGCUGCUGGGAAUGGCGGUGUAGGCGCUACAGGAGAGGACAGAACAAGACCUGGAUCAGCACCAAUCAGCAGACCUACCGGCCCAUCCGCCAAUGGUGGACCAACCCGUGCCCCGCCCCGCCCACCUCCCCGACCCUCCAGGCAGCAGCCUAGCUCAGCUCUGAACAGAUACAGCCCUAUGUAUGGAGGAGGAAGCUAUGGUGGAUAUGGGGGCAUGUACGGCGGAGGUGGCAUAUAUGGGGGCGGCAUGUAUGGAGGAGGAAUGUAUGGAAACAGUAUGUACGGUGGUGGGUACGGAAUGAACAGAUAUGGCAGUACAAACAAUGGCCAGAGUCCAAGCAGGUUUGUUCAAGCAGCUGAGGAGAGCAGCAGGCAGGCAUUCCAGUCUAUUGAGAGUAUUGUGUCUGCAUUCGGCUCGGUGUCCAUGAUGCUGGAGUCCACCUUCUAUGCCGUGUACAACUCCUUCAGGGCCGUGCUGGGAGUCGCCGACCACUUCAGCCGCAUGAAGACACACUUUGCACAGAUCUUCUCCGCCUUUGCCGUGGUGAGAACUUUGCGUUACCUGUACAACAAACUGCUGGUGCUGCUGGGCAGGAAGGUGAGUGCCGAGGCUGAGGCGGCCUGGAGCUCGGCAACCACCGAGGCACAGGCUUCAUCACUAGAGGAGGAUGGGAAGGGCAGGCCCAAGUCCUGGCCCAUCAUGCUGUUCCUUGCUGUGGCAGUGGGAGGACCAUGGCUCAUCUGGAGACUCCUCAGCUCUGUGGCUGAUGUGGCCAAGCCAGCUGAGACCGAGUGGGCCAAUGGGAAUGAUGACCAUGUGGUGGGCAGGGCUGAGUAUGACUUUGAGGCUGAGAGUGAGGAGGAGCUGUCCUUCCGUGCUGGUGACAUGCUCAACUUUGCACCCAAAGAUCUGCAGCCUAAGGUACGUGGGUGGCUGCUGGCCAGUCUGGACGGCCAGUCAUCAGGCCUUGUCCCUGCCAACUACAUCACCAUCAUGGGAAAGAGGAGGGGCAGGAAACAUGUCCUCCAGGAGCAGCAACAACAACAGCAACCGCUGGAACAGACACAGGCACAGGCAGCAGCAGGACCAGGGCAGGACCAGGAGACGUUGGACGACACCUUCCAGAUGGUACAGGACAUGGCACCCAGCAGCAGGAGUGUCCAGCACAGUGCCAGCCUUCCCGAUGACUUAAUGUCUUUUGACAAAAGUUUCAGAACAGUGGAACAGGAGGCGGGCAGUUCUAGUGCCAGCAGCCUGAAGGACUUUGAUACAGCCUUUGAGAAAGACGUGCCUACAGCACCACCACAGAGCAGUCCUGUCCCAGAAAAAACAACAACAAAAAGUAACAGUAAGAAAGAUGAAGUGUAGGACUGGUAUACAGGAUACUUUAGGCAAGUAGUAUUGCGUACUUGAUUAAACAUGGCAUUUCUUUGAUCUAUUGAAGGUUUAAAUCGAUGUACAGAAGUUACGUGAAUACAUGUAAUUGAUUAGAUUUAUACCACCUGUUGCAAUUCCUGUCAUUAGGUAUUACUCCAAAUUCAUAUCAUUGACUAUUUGCUUCUUUGUUUGAAAACUAAUUAUUAGAAAGGACAUCAUUCUGAAUUUGGUUUGAAUCAAAUACAUAUACAUGCAUCAAAAGUCAUCUACAUACAAAUUGCUGAUGUUGUGCUCUAAAAAGAAAACAAAUCACUCAAAUAAAGGUGGAAAUAGAUAUACUAAA